Apus apus (common swift) is the source of this 2619-nucleotide messenger RNA. RefSeq names its product ArfGAP with FG repeats 1 (gene AGFG1). The transcript is spliced from 15 exons. Gene Ontology annotation, molecular function: GTPase activator activity. Lineage: Eukaryota; Metazoa; Chordata; Aves; Apodiformes; Apodidae. Gene Ontology annotation, cellular component: cytoplasmic vesicle. Bases 152 to 1963 code for a protein of 603 amino acids. The record is from RefSeq and is a predicted model, not a curated record.
GGCUGCCCUCCCCGCCCCUUCCUCCUCUUCCUUCCCCCCCCUUCCCCCGCCCCGGCACCCUCUCCCGCCGGCCGGGCCCCGGAGCGCCGCUGCCGUUGGGGUGUGAGCGGGGCCCGGCGCCGUGCCGGGCCGUCCCCUCGCCGGCGGGGCCAUGGCCGCGAGCGCCAAGCGGAAGCAGGAGGAGAAGCACCUGAAGCUGCUGCGGGAGAUGAGCAGCCUCCCGCCCAACCGCAAGUGCUUCGACUGCGACCAGCGCGGCCCCACCUACACCGACAUGACGGUGGGCAGCUUCGUGUGCACCUCCUGCUCCGGCAUCCUACGGGGCUUGAAUCCACCCCACAGAGUGAAGUCAAUUUCGAUGACUACUUUCACACAACAGGAAAUAGAAUUUCUGCAAAAGCAUGGAAAUGAAGUGUGCAAACAGAUUUGGCUAGGCCUGUUUGAUGAUAGAUCAUCAGCAAUUCCAGACUUCAGGGAUCCGCAGAAAGUAAAGGAAUUUCUACAGGAAAAAUAUGAAAAGAAAAGAUGGUAUGUUCCCCCAGAGCAAGCAAAGGUGGUGGCAUCAGUCCAUGCAUCCAUAUCGGGGUCUUCUGCUAGUAGUACAAGCAGCACACCUGAGGUGAAACCACUCAAAUCUCUCUUGGGAGAAGCUGCACCCACACUGCACUUAAAUAAGGGCACACCUAGCCAAUCUCCUGUUGUAGUUCGAUCUCAAGGACAGCAGCAACAAGAAAAGAAACAAUUUGACCUCCUCAGUGACCUUGGCUCAGAUAUCUUUGCUGCUGCUCCUCCUCAGUCAACUGCUACGGCAAAUUUUGCUAAUUUUGCACACUUCAACAGUCAUACAGCGCAGAACUCUGCAAAUGCAGGUUUUGCAAACUUUGAUGCAUUUGGACAGUCUAGUGGCUCGAGUAAUUUUGGAGGUUUCCCCACAGCGAGACAGUCAUUUCAGCCCCAAAAUACAGCGUUCAGAACGCUUUCAUCUAGCUGCAGUUUUGGUGAAUUUACUUCAGCUUUUCCUCUCCAGGCUGUACACAGUGGAAGUGCUGGAUCAGUGAAUGCUAACUUUGCUCACUUUGAUAACUUCCCUAAAUCCUCCAGUGCUGAUUUUGGAGCCUUCAAUGCUUCUCAGAGCAACCCAACAGCACCCGCAGCCAGUAAAGCUGCAGUGAAUAAACCGAAUCUCCAGUCUGCUGACAAAUAUGCAGCUCUUGCUAAUUUAGAUAAUAUCUUCAGUGCAGGGCAAGGUGGUAGUGAGCAAGGAAGUGGCUUCAGUACGGUAGUGUCAGCAUCAGCAGGUCCUGUGCUGUCAGCCCCAAAUCAGUCAAGUGCAUCUUCAGACAAAUACGCCGCUCUUGCAGAACUAGACAGUGUGUUCAGCUCCACAGCAACCUCCAGCAACGCAUACACUUCCACCAGUAACGUCAGCAGCAAUGCUUUUGGAACAGUACCCGUGGCUGCUACUGCACAGACACAGCCUGCAUCGUCGAGUGUGCCUGCUCCAUUUGGAGCAACACCUUCCACAAAUCCAUUUGUAGCUGCUCCUGUUGCCCCAGUGGCACCUUCAACAAAUCCAUUCCAGACCAAUAGCCGAGGAGCAACAGGCCUCUCGGGAGCAAUGCACUCUCACAUAUUUCCUCAGGCUCAUUUUGCAGCAACAUUUGGUACUGCAUCAAUGAGCAUGCCUGCAGGAUUUGGAACGCCUGCCUCCUACAGUCUUCCUACUAGUUAUAGCGGCAACUUCCAGCAGCCUACGUUCCCAACCCAGGCAGCUUUCCCUCAACAGACUGCUUUUGCUCAGCAGCCAAAUGGAGCAGGGUUUGCUGCAUUUGGACAGGCAAAGCCUGUAGUAACUCCUUUUGGACAAGUUGCAGCUGUUGGAGUAUCUAGUAACCCUUUUAUGGCUGGUGCACCAACAGGACAAUUUCCAACAGGAAGCUCAUCAACCAAUCCUUUCUUAUAGCCUUAUAGACACUUUACCCAAAAGAACUCUUAUGUGGUCACAUAACAUCUCUGCGCCUCUUGCACUGUUGUCUUGUUUCACUGAUAUUAGCUUUAAACACAAAAGAAGUCUUUAAGGAGUAAAAAUAAAAGCCUGCAUUGUGUACCUUUCAAAAUUAAAAAAAAACCAACAAACAACAACAAACCAAAACACAAACCCCAAGAAAAUCAACCCCCCAUGAGGUAAUAACGUGCAAAACAGAGGGCUGUGGUAACAUCCUUGAACCUGUGAACUGGCAGGUAAAAAGUAGCGGUAUCAUGUAUAUUAAAAUUGGCUAAUAAGUUAUUGCAGAUACCACAUUCAUUAUGCUGCAGUACUGUACAUAUUUUUCUUAGAAAAUAGCUAUUUGUGCAUAUCAGUAUUUGUAACUUUAACACAUCGUUAUGUGAAAAAUGUUACUGGGAAAUAGAUCAGCCACUUUAAGGUGCUGUUGUAUCUCUUGGAAUGAAUGAGCUACAUCAUUUUAACCAUUGGUAUUGGAAGUCAUGAAGUUAAAUUGAAGGUUUGUUCAUUUCUCAAACUGUUUUCCUUUCCUAAGAGCUCUUCUAUUUAUACAUGCCUAAAUCUCUAAUGUUAGAGGGAUACCUGUCUGCAUAAUAAAGCUGAUCAUGUUUUGC